AUGAACGGCGCGCCGGAAAGAAAGGGGUCCACCGCCUCGCUCAAGGACGAAGUGGCGGCUCUGGAGAACGGCGUUGAACGGCCAAAGAUGGGCACCGCGAUACGCGGAACACGUAUAGGUCACAAGAAGUCGAGGAAUGGCUGUCAACAGUGCAAGAAACGGCGCGUCAAGUGCGAUGAGAGUCGGCCAUGUCGCAAUUGUGUACGGCACGACGUCAAGUGUAGUCUUGUUCUGACGCCAUUCGCACCUCAGCUUCCUCCCGUGACUGAGUCGCCAAAACCAGCUCAAGAUGCUGCGAGUACCGCCACGCCAGGCAGUAUCGGGGAAGCUUCGACAACCAGUCGCCCAGCCAGCCGGCGCGAGAGACCUUCGCCUCAAUUGUCUUCGUUAAAAGACAAGGUCGCCGCUAUCCAAGGGCUGCUGUCAGAGUUUACGGCUGAAGUAGACGCCCUCAACCAAAAUGGCCAUGACAACUACUCAAGCCCGGCCAACGGCUCAAGUCAUGGCGACUCAGGAGAGGCUCAGGGUAUCUCACAAGCCGAUUGGCUCACCGACAUGCAACUCGUCCAUCACUUUACCUCCAACACGGCUCAUACCCUCUCUGAGAAUCCAGACUUUGUACAUUUGUGGACCACGACUGUCCCUCAGAUUGCAUUCGCCAACGACUUCCUCCUUCAUGGCAUCCUCGCCGUAUCAGCUAUCCAUAGAGCCCAUCUCAACGCUGAGAAAAGGGACGAGUACGCCAACUUAUCAGCACGCCAUCAGAACAUCGCCCUGAGUCAGUUCUCACCAGGACUGAGUGAGAUUGGCGAAAACAACGCAGAUGCCUACGUACUCCACGCAAUAUGCAUUUUCCUGCUCAACACCUACUCCAUCGCGAACCCCCAUGGGCCCAUCACCUCCAAGGACGUCGCCCAGUCCUUCAUCCUAUUGCAAGGAAUCAAGAGCAUCCUCACACUCCCGUUCGCCCACCGAUACAUCUCCAACGGCCCGCUAGUCCGCUGGCUCUACCAAGGCGGCGUCGAGCCGGCCGUCCGAGGCAACUUUGCCUCCAAAAUCGACGACCUCCUCAACCUCACGCGGAGUAUGGCACCCUCAGACGACACAACAACCUGCCAAUCCGCGCUCGAAGGCCUUAAAAUCACCUUUGCCGCAGUUUCCACCCCGCAACACAGGUCCGGUCUCGUUUGGCGCUGGGCCGUCUCCCUCCCGCAGCCCUUCCUGGAGCUGAUGAGCCAGAACCACCCGAUGGCCCUCGUCAUCCUCAUGCACUACGCGGCGCUGGUGCAUGCCUUUGAGCGAAAUAUGUGGUACCUCGUCGGAUGGGGCAGCGUAGUCGCCUCGGCUUUGGAUCAGGCUAUUCAGGAGCCUUGGAGAGAGUGGAUUCAGUGGCCUCUGCGGUGUAUCCGGGAAGGUGUCGAUAUUCGGCAGGUUGAGCCAUUCAAGCCUGUUCCGAUUGAGAGUGUUCCGAGGACGCAACCUCCUACUGGCGCCAACUUCAAGCUUGACCUUUUUCGAUUGGGCGAGCCACCGGGAUGA
This is a messenger RNA of Colletotrichum phormii, 1539 nucleotides long. RefSeq lists its product as uncharacterized. Gene Ontology annotation, biological process: regulation of transcription by RNA polymerase II. The transcript is spliced from 4 exons. The record is from RefSeq and is a predicted model, not a curated record. The coding region runs from base 1 to 1539 and encodes 512 amino acids. NCBI's taxonomy places the organism in Eukaryota, Fungi, Ascomycota, Sordariomycetes, Glomerellales, Glomerellaceae. Gene Ontology annotation, molecular function: DNA-binding transcription activator activity, RNA polymerase II-specific; zinc ion binding.